Messenger RNA from Paramecium sonneborni, 873 nucleotides. NCBI's taxonomy places the organism in Eukaryota, Ciliophora, Oligohymenophorea, Peniculida, Parameciidae. The record is from the annotation of a GenBank genome assembly.
AUGAAUUUCUAAUUUGACAUAACUAUUCUUAAUCAACAUUCAAACCAAUAGAAAUCUAAACUUAAUAAAUUAUUCAUUGAAAUGCAAGAAAUUUCCCUUAAACUUGCGUUAAUCUCUAAAGAUCAUACAUAAAGCAGAAAUUUAGAAUUUCUCUAAAAAUAAAAAAUUUUACUCCAGAAAAAAAAAUCUUGCUCUUUGUUUUCAAAAUUUAGAACAGAAAUUAUUAUAAACUUCACAAUGUUUCUAAAUGUAAAAUAAAUUUUACUAUUACGUCAAGUAAAUAAAUUGUUUAAUCAAAUAAUUUGUUAAUCUCUGCCAGCAAGAAUAAACCAAUAUAAAAACAUCUUAGAAAAUAUUUAAAAUAGUUUAAAUUAAAUUCCAACAAUAAUAAAUAUAAUACCAGAACAAACGUUUAUUGAUGAAGAUCUUUUCAUUGAUUGGGAUCUUGUUUGGAAUUAUAGAGAAAUUGCUAAAAUUUAUUCUGCUAAAGAACUAGAGUCAAAUGUCUAUUAAAUUUUAAGAUUUAUGUAUAUUUCAAUUUACCCUGAUUUUCCUGAAACAAUAACACUAGAACAAUUUAAAAAAAUGUUAUCUCGGCCAUAUCUUAGAUAUGAUGUGCCAUAAAGUAAUUAAAUACUAACUGAAAAAUAAAUAAAUGCUUUAUAAGAUGUAAUGUUGUUAGAUGUACAAUAAAUUAAGGUCUAAUAUAAAUUUUUAGCAUAUAUUUGUUAAUUAUUACAAAAUUAUAUUCGGAUGACAAAAAGCGAUGCUUUUAAAAUUAUGGUUUAGAAAUUAUAAUUACAAUAAAAAGAAAAUCAAAUAUCUUAACGAUUAUCAAUUCUUAAUAAGCUAAAUCAUAAACUUAAUAAUUGA